Messenger RNA from Trichosurus vulpecula (common brushtail), 2656 nucleotides. RefSeq names its product zinc finger protein 664-like. The coding region runs from base 387 to 1844 and encodes 485 amino acids. Lineage: Eukaryota; Metazoa; Chordata; Mammalia; Diprotodontia; Phalangeridae. The record is from RefSeq and is a predicted model, not a curated record. The transcript has 4 exons. Gene Ontology annotation, molecular function: DNA-binding transcription repressor activity, RNA polymerase II-specific. Gene Ontology annotation, biological process: negative regulation of transcription by RNA polymerase II.
UCUCCAGAGCAGAGGAAUAACGAAGAUGAAUCUCGCCUCUUGCAAGAAGGAUGCUCUUCAAUCCAGGCUCCUCCAGCAUCUCCUAGUCUGGUCUCAGAUUUGAUCUCCACCCCUACCUCCAUGCUUACGCUGGGCCCAAUCCUGCUAUCCUCCUCCGGCUAAACCCUUCCCUCUUACUGGCUGCUUUCCUUCGUCCUCUCCCUCUUUCUAUUUUCUUUGUCCUUCGACCUGUACAUCACCAUCCCAUCCUGCCCCGAGUGCGUGAGGUGCGUGGAGGUUUCCCAGCCAGCUCGGCUUGGUCCAGGACCCAUCACAGGCCGGGCGGAACAGGCCAGGGUCUAGGCUGCAGCGCCACCGCCUGCCUCCAGUGACACGCAGAGCUUCCAAUGCCUCAGCUGCAGCGCAUGCAAGAGAGCCCGUGCCCAGGGCCGGUCUGGGGCCAGAGCGCAACCCCGGUGUCCGAAGGGCUCUCUCUGCAGAUGCCAGUGACAUUCGAGGAUGUGGCCGUCUACUUCUCCCAGGAGGAGUGGGCAGUACUGGACCAACAACAGAAGAAGCUUUACCAGGACGUGAUGAGGGGGACCUAUGAGUUGGUGACCUCGCUGGGGUAUCCUGCUGCCAAACCAGAGGUUAUCUGUAAAAUUGAACAGGAGGAAGAACCAUGGAUGAGGGACUCCCAGAACCACAGAAGAGGCCUGAAUCGCCACUGGGGUAGUUCUAGGAACGGGAUCAGAAAUGAGAAAGUUAAAGAUAUUGGAGACAAUAUGGAAGACCCAGAGACAUUUACAUUCUUGAUGAAGUCAGAGGGUAUUGUUCAGGUCCCCCUAAAGCUGAAAAAUAGUAGUAGAGAAAAGUUCUGGAAAAAACAGGCCUAUGCAGGAAGGCCUAGUGUGCCUCAAAGGCCAUUGGGGAAAAAGAAGCCCCCAACCUGUGCUGAGUGUGACAAGAGCUUCAAAAGCAACACAGCCUUGAUCAUCCAUGAGCGCAGCCACACCGGGGAGAGGCCUUUUAAGUGCCCCGAGUGUGGGAAAGGUUUCCCUUCCAAGGGGGACCUGAAGCGUCAUGGAAAGAUCCACAUAGGGAAGCGUGAUAGAACGAUAGAGAUGCUCAAAGAUGCCCCUUCAGAGCAUGCCCUCUCCAAGCACAGAAGACCUGCCUCCAGGAAGCCCCAUGUCUGCCUCCAGUGUGGGAAAGGCUUCAAAAAGGCUGGAAGUCUCAAGAAACAUAUAAACGAUCACCUGGCAGAGAGGCCCUUCGUCUGUGGGGAGUGUGGCCAGCGCUUCCGCCUUAAGCAGAUCUUGGUGUCCCACCAGCGGACCCACGUGGGGGAGAGGCCCUACUGCUGCCCUCAGUGUGGGAAGUGCUUUAGCCAGAAGCAUCAUCUCAGGAGCCACCACCGAGUGCACACAGGUGAGAGGCCCUUCACUUGCUCCCUGUGCUCCCGAUGCUUCAGCCAGAAGCACCACCUGGUCAGCCACCAGCGCAUCCACACAGGGGAGCGUCCCUUCGCUUGUGUCAGCUGCAGCAAGAGUUUUAAGGACAAAAAGACACUGACCAUCCACUGCAGGGUGCACACAGGUGAACGGCCAUACACAUGCUCCGAAUGCGGGAAGGCCUGUAGCCAGAAGCAGCAUUUGAAAAGCCACUUGCGGGUGCACCGGGCAGGGGGCCAAGGACUGCUCCCAUCAUGCCCAGAAGAAAAACCCUACCAGUGCAAGGUGUGCGGGAAGGCCUUCCGGGACAAAAGGAUUAUGCUGACCCACCAAACGACCCAUGAUGAAGAGCCAAGACACUUCCCAGCACUGGGGACUGUGACAUUUGGAAAGAAGGGACCACUUCUGUGAGGCAACAGCAUGACUAUUCAUGGAUUGCCAUGUCCAGCCACUAGAAGAAGAAUAGAAUGAGACAGUGUCAAGGAGCAAGCUGGGAAGAUUACCCUGGGACCAGACCACUUGGGAGUUUCCAGGGGUCUGUAGCUUCUUUCUUUCUCUCAUAGACAGGAUGAGAAUGGCUAACUAUCUCACAGGCCACCAGAUAGGAGCCUAGGGAGGAAGAAAUUCUCCUAAUGGGUGACGUGUUAAAGGCUUUUACUUGGGUCAAAGAUUAGCAGUUAGUGUGACUUCUCCACAAAACAGAAAUAUAAGUUCCUCGUCUUCAAGAAGUUGUCACUUGAAGAUCCUUCAGAAAGGGGAUUAAAGAGAUCCCCCCGUUCUCUUCUCCACCAUGUGAAAAAUUGCUGGAACAAGGUCCAAAUAGCUCUCAGCUUGCCAUGUCAUCUGAGGUCUAGGCUGAAAGUGAUUUAUUCUUACAUUCAGAGGGAAUCGGGUGAUCGUCCCUAGUUGCCAUCAAAAAUCCAAAUCCACCAUCUUUCUUUUCCUGAAGGGCAGUAGUAUUACUGUUAAUGAUCUAGAGUCAGGGGCCCUAAGGUCCACUCCCUGUGGGGCAAGCCAUUUAACCACUCUGGGCCUCAGUUUCCUCUUCUGUGAAAUGAGGGAGCUGGACUAGAUGACCUGUCAGGCUCCUUCCAACUCUAAAUCUAUGAUCCUGUGAUCUUAGAUUUUUGUGCAGUCAAUUGCAGUCCUGUGUUAUGAACAUAUAAGCAGGGUCACAGCUUUGGCCGAUCCUUACUCUUCCAUAAUAAAGUUUUACCAUCCCU